AAAAGAAUAAAAAUAGAGUUCUUGUUGUACCUCAUUUCUUUUCUCGAUUGACUGAGAAGUAGUACUUCCUUUCAACAUUAUUUCAUUUCUUCGUUGGUUUGAUGACAUGGCAUCAAUAUGGUUCUGCAUUUUUAUUAUCUUGAUUAAACUGGAGUUUCUUAAAGGGCUUUCUGUAAAGGGUUUUAAUCCUGGUAGUGGCGUGAACUUUUAUGGAAAAGCCCAGAAAAAUAGUCUUUUGACUCCUGCGAAGGAUUUUAUUAUCAGCCUAGAGCCACGGGAUUGCUCAAAAGCCCCUAAGAACUCCUCGUGUAUCGAAGAUUUUUUAGCCAAUGAUCCAAAUUUACUGUGCCAAGCUCUGGAGCCUGUCCUUUGUGACCCUUUUUACCCUUAUAGACAUUUCGACGGGAAGUGCAACCACCUGAGCGCCGGGAAAUUUGGCAUGUCAAGAAAUUGCUACCUGAGAUUCAUAGCACCUGAAUUCGAUGGUUAUGGGGAUGUACGAAAGUCUUCCUCGGGGGGCUCCUUACCUGAGCCUAGAUUCAUCUCUUUGCAGAUAUUCAAAAAUGAUAGCAAGCUCUCUUCAAAGGUGACUUUCUUAUUUGUGCUGUUUGGGCAGUUGAUAGCGCACGAUUUGGCUCGGGCUGUGAGGCCUUUCAAAACAAAAUGCUGUGAUCCCAAGAACUCAAAUAACCCAGAAUGUAUGCCAAUAAAAGUUAGCCCAGAUGAUCCCUUUUAUUCAAAGUACAACAAGACGUGCAUAGAUUUUCAUCGCUCGGAAGAAUGCAAGUACUGUGUACAAGCGACUAGAGCGCAAACAAAUGGAGCAACUGCCGCCAUGGAUGCAUCGUGGUUGUAUGGAGAGAAUGAAGAAAAGGCGAAGGAGUUAAGAUUCUUUAAUGGAAAAGGCCAACUGAAAUUCGAGGAAGGAGACCUCCCGAUUGUCGGAGUGGACAAAGAAGACGAAUUUUGUUAUGAAGGGCAAGAGUCGAAAUGCAUUUUAAAUGGAGAUCCACGAGUGAAUCAGCAUUCCUCUUUGACGAGCUCUAUGACGGUAUGGUUGAGAGAACAUAACAGAGUCGCCAGGGAACUAAAAAUACUGAAUCCAGACUGGGAGGAGGAAAAACUCUUUCAGGAAGCCAGAAAAAUAGUCAUUGCAGAAUUCCAAUGCAUCGCCUAUAAAGACUUCUUACCAACUCUCUUGGGUGCUCGUGUGAUGAAACAAUUCGGUACUUACAUAGAAAACGGCUCGGUUGGCACAAAUUAUGAUCCAACGGUCGUUAUAGGUGUUUGGAACGAAUUCUCAAUUGCAGCUUUCAGACUUCACAGUUUAAUACCUUCUGACAUUGGUUAUGGCAAUAUGACAUUUAAGGAUACAUUUUCGAAUCCGGAUCUUGUUCGGAAAGGCCAUGCUUCAGAUUUGCUGCGAGGUUCAUUUGGCGUGAGUUUGGAGAAUUAUGAUCAUUAUAUGGUUGAUGAUGUGACCAAAUAUUUGUAUUUGAAGUACCAAGAUUUGGCUUCUAUCAAUAUUCAGCGAGGAAGAGACCAUGGACUGCCACCCUAUGUGAAGGCUAUAAAAUUUUGUUCUGCAGGUUCUGUGAAAGUCCAAAACUUUGAUGAUCUACGGAAGCUCGGUUUGAUGACAAGAACAAAUGCAAGACUUUUGAAUCAAACAUAUGAGAAUGUGAACGAUAUAGAUAUGUGGGUUGGAAUGCAAAUGGAAAAACAUAUGAGUGGAUCCAUGUUGGGCCCAACUGCCGUCUGUAUUAUUGCUAAGCAGACCUUCUUUACUAUGCAUGGCGAUCGAUUUUUCUUCAAUCACGAGGGACCGAUACCUGCCUUCACGGAAGAUCAAAGAAUCGAACUCAAGAAAUGCUCACUUGCUCGCGUUUUAUGCGACAACACAAACAUUACGGAAAUCACUAAGAAUCCUUUUUUUCUUCCUAAGAAUCGAAAUCCUAAAGUAUCAUGCGAGGAAAUUCCAAAAAUAAAUCUUACUCUCUGGAAAGAAUCUAGUGGCAUUUUAGGCUUAAAAUUUCCUAAAAUUGCUCUGCCCGAUUCAGAUAAUCCAAACCUACCUUUUGGACUUUCUUUAUAAUGGUUACAUUCGUGAUGAUGAACUUCUGCAUCAGAAAAAAAGAAGGCAAUGGUUAUCGCUGAUAUUAGCACAACAAUGCAUUAAUACUGGUUAAGAAGAACAUUCUAUUCUUCCACUUUGAUAUUGAAGUCGUGAUGUAAAAUUGGAAAUCUGGGAAUUCUUUGAAAGCUAGGGUGAAUCAAAAGAAUUUUGGCCAUCCUAUAUAGACUAUUUUACGAAUACUGUACUUCUAGAAUGAAAUAAAUUCUUCUAGAAUUCUUUUU
This is a messenger RNA of Argiope bruennichi, 2358 nucleotides long. Its product is annotated as peroxidase-like. Gene Ontology annotation, biological process: response to oxidative stress. NCBI's taxonomy places the organism in Eukaryota, Metazoa, Arthropoda, Arachnida, Araneae, Araneidae. Bases 107 to 2095 code for a protein of 662 amino acids. The transcript has 14 exons. Gene Ontology annotation, molecular function: peroxidase activity; heme binding. The record is from RefSeq and is a predicted model, not a curated record.